Oncorhynchus masou masou (cherry salmon) is the source of this 1694-nucleotide messenger RNA. Its product is annotated as rho guanine nucleotide exchange factor TIAM1-like. The annotation marks the transcript as partial. Gene Ontology annotation, cellular component: plasma membrane; cytosol; synapse. The record is from RefSeq and is a predicted model, not a curated record. The transcript has 10 exons. Gene Ontology annotation, biological process: positive regulation of axonogenesis; small GTPase-mediated signal transduction; activation of GTPase activity. Lineage: Eukaryota; Metazoa; Chordata; Actinopteri; Salmoniformes; Salmonidae. Gene Ontology annotation, molecular function: protein binding; guanyl-nucleotide exchange factor activity.
UUAAGAAGCUGGAGCAGAAGAUCGACAUGGACGAGAAGAUGAAGAAGAUGGGAGACAUGCAGCUCAGUGCCGUGACCGAUACCAAGAAGAGGAAGACCAUACUGGACCAGAUCUUUCUGUGGGAGCAGAACUUGGAACAGUUUCAUAUGGGUUUGUUCCGGUUCCGAUGUUACCUGGCCAGUCUGCAGGGAGGGGAGCUGCCCAACCCCAAACGCCUGCUAGCCGUAGCCUCCAGACCCACUAAACUGGCCAUGGGACGCCUCGGAAUCUUCUCUGUGUCGUCCUUUCAUGCUCUGGUGGCAGCCCGUACAGAGAGCGGAGGGAAGAGACGUACCCAGGCCAUGUCACGUACCUCCUCAUCCAAACGUAAGAGCAGGUUCUCCUCUCUGUGGGGCCUGGAUACUACUUCCAAGAAGAAGACCACAGCCCACCCCACCAUCAACCAGGUAUGUGUCUUUAACUCCAGCAGACCACAGCCCACCAUCAACCAGGUAUGUGUCUUUAACUCCAGCAGACCACAGCCCACCAUCAACCAGGUAUGUGUCUUUAACUCCAGCAGACCACAGCCCACCAUCAACCAGGUAUGUGUCUUUAACUCCAGCAGACCACAGCCCACCAUCAACCAGGUGUGUGUCUUUAACUCCAGCAGACCACAGCCCACCAUCAACCAGGUAUGUGUCUUUAACUACAGCAGACCACAGCCCACCAUCAACCAGGUAUGUGUCUUUAACUCCAGCAGACCACAGCCCACCAUCAACCAGGUAUGUGUCUUUAACUCCAGCAGACCACAGCCCACCAUCAACCAGGUCUUUGCUGAUGGGGAGGAGCCUGUGAAAAAGCCCCUGGACGGGAUCUAUGAUGUGGACACUGCCAGGGAGAGAGGGAAGAGUCAUGAGGGGAAGAGUCUUCCUCAGGUCAACUCAGACAGUCACAUGACAGACAGUGAUAUCUGGGUGCCUGAGCACCUGACUCCGUCCUGGGUGUGUCUUCCAAACGACCAGCCUGUCCUCGCCAUCAUCCAGCCUGGAGAGUCUGCUCUGUACGCGCUAGAGACCAUCUGCAAGGCCCACCAGCUGGAUUCCACCAAACAUUAUCUGCGUCUCAAGUUCCUCAUGGAUAACCAAGUCCAAUUCUACAUCCCUAAACCUGACGAGCAGUUGUGUGACUUGCUUUAUAAAGAGAUAGAGCUGGGCUCCAAAAUAACCAAAGUCGUCCAGUUCGACAGGGAUGAGUCCUGUAUGAUUGGCUACGGGUUUUCCAUCUCAGUGGUAGAGGAGGAUUUUGUGCAGCAGCUCUACAUAACCGAUGUAAAGGCGGGAGGAUUGGCCUUCGCCAGAGGUCUGAAUGCGGGCGAUGAGAUCUUGCAGCUGAAUGGGAAAGACUCGUGCAGAUUGAAGUUCGGGGACAUGAAGGGGGCGUUUUCCCAGGCCUCUCUGUCCCUGACCGUCAACACUCUGCCCUCCACGGACCGACGACAGCUCUGCUACCUGCCCCCCCGACGCUCUGACGCACAGGAAGUCCUCCACACAGACAUCUUCUCUGUGAACCAGGAGGAGAUUCUGGAUGACAGGGUUGGUCUGAUGCUGGAUAGUUCUGGAGCCAGCCUGGACGACGACUCUGAGAUCUUCAGCGGUUCUGGAGCCAGCCUGGACGACGACUCUGAGAUCUUCAGCGAGGCAGACCAAUGCAAAAAG